CACACCCUGCGGGCCACAUCCCCUCCCCUCUGUCGUAUUCAUUCUUCCCAACUCUUGUAUUGUUAUUGUCAUCUUCUCAACAUCUACACGACAUUUCUUGAUACCUGUCUCUCGUUCUACAGUGCGUCUGUUCUGCGCAUACAUCCUUUCGCCACCAGUCUUCACUGAAUCCUACGGGCCCCGGAGUCGACCAUUUCCGAAACCACAAUAGCCGUCUCGAUCGAAAUCCUCACCAGCGAGCAACAGCAGCACUCCGCGAAGCCUACAACAGAUCGACCGGCCGAUCGUACCUGCGCACUAUACCUACAAAUCAUACCUACCAACAUCUCGCGACGAGCUCAUUGCCCUCUAUCCCGAAGCGCUCGUAAGGCUCAAGCAUCGCAAACGAGCCCGGACCAAACCUCUACGACUCCAACAAGCACGACCAUAUAUUCAUAUAAACCAUGUCUUCCUCAAGUGCGGCCGAUACCUCGACUAGCCCCAUCAACAUCGGCGACUCCUUGAAUGGCGGAGUCAUUGCAGGCAUUGUCAUCGUAAUCAUCGUCGCAGUGCUCGGCAUGGCCGCAGCUUUUGUCUUCCUCUGCGGCGGAUGCACAUGCUGUUGCAAGAAGAGGCGCAAGGAGAAGGUCAGCGACUUCUUGGACGACAGAAAUGCGUACGACGCGUGGAGUUCAAAGGUCUCCUUGAGCACAGCAGGCAUGGGAUACGAGCUUUCGGAACCACCGCGAGUCGCAACAAGGGAAGGAAACAUGGACUUUGUCAUGUCUCAAAACUCGGUGGACGACAAUGGGCGAUCAUACCACCAGUCAAGACUCAGCGGCUGGAAGGGUUCGCAGCGGGCGUAGAGUCGUUGUGCUGGUGUGGGGAUAUACUGGACGAUCUAGAUCGAGAGGCGAAUUUGGCAAGAUUUUUGAAGACAUUGACCAUACAUCGAAGUAUGUACCAGUCAGUGAAGGGACUCGUGCUCCAUUGAAUUCAUGGCGCGAGAAGGUGAUCUGAUUUUAUCUGGCGUUGCGACAAUGGAAUUUGGAGAGGACGGAUUUGACGGCAAUUGGAUC
Messenger RNA from Zymoseptoria tritici IPO323, 1058 nucleotides. RefSeq lists its product as uncharacterized. Bases 444 to 845 code for a protein of 133 amino acids. Lineage: Eukaryota; Fungi; Ascomycota; Dothideomycetes; Mycosphaerellales; Mycosphaerellaceae. The record is from RefSeq and is a predicted model, not a curated record. The transcript has a single exon.